Pelobates fuscus (common spadefoot toad) is the source of this 2801-nucleotide messenger RNA. RefSeq names its product AFG2 AAA ATPase homolog B (gene AFG2B). Gene Ontology annotation, molecular function: ATP hydrolysis activity; ATP binding. The coding region runs from base 65 to 2320 and encodes 751 amino acids. The record is from RefSeq and is a predicted model, not a curated record. The transcript is spliced from 9 exons. Lineage: Eukaryota; Metazoa; Chordata; Amphibia; Anura; Pelobatidae.
CACAUGGCAUGAAAACGACAGUAUCGGCACUUUACGGCAGCAGCGGGAGAGCCCCUAUCGGCAGAUGGAUAUCGUGCUUAAACUUUUGCUUUCCAAUCCAGAAGACCAAGGAACACAAAGAUGCAGAUUAGGACCCAAGGCAAUGUCUCUGCUUGGAGUAAAACUAGGAUGCCCAGUUCUAAUAUCUUUGCCAAGUGGCGCCUGCUUGUGCACAGCCUGGCCCAGGAAGGAUUUAUGCGAUGGGCUCCUUCAGAUUGAUUUCAUGUGUUCUUCUUCACACAAACCAUUGACUCCAUUAAAAAAUACAACCACAACCUUAAACCAGCUCAAAAGUUUAACGUCUGUCAAAUUAAGAAAGGUUACAGUAAAAGUUAUAUUAAAGAACUUGGAAGUGAAACUAGCAACCAGUGGAGCAACUAUUUAUGAUCUAGUGAAGGAUUUAUUAAGAAGUAUGUAUGUGUUACCUCGUUACAUGUUAACCAUUAAUGGAGAUUCCUUUAUUGUGAAUAUAGUGGUACUUGACACGGACCUUUUAGAUGAUGGUGCUGGUCUUAUAACUGCAAAAACAAGUAUACACAUAAAAGAGAUCACCACUUUAGAGAUGUACCAGCAUACAUUACAGGAUAACCCUCAGUGCCAAGUGGCAGGAAUUAAUGACAUAUGUGCCUCACUUAAAGAAAUGAUCAAUUUACCUUUGCACUAUCCGGAGACCAUGUCUAAAUUGGGCUUCUCUUGUCCAAGGGGACUACUAUUGGUUGGACCUCCUGGUGUUGGGAAGACCCUCCUGGUAAAAGCUGUUGCAAGAGAAGUUGGAGCAUAUUUAGUUAGUGUCUGUGGCCCUGCAAUUCAUGGUUCAAGACCUGGAGAGAGUGAGGAAAACUUACGGGACAUUUUUCAGAAAGCACGAGGGAUCUCCUGUGGUGGUCCAUGCAUCCUUUUUAUAGAUGAGAUUGACUCCUUAGUCCCUAAACGGGGAAGUUCAAGUAAUGCUCCUGAAAACCGAAUUGUUGCUCAAUUGCUGACACUUAUGGAUGGCAUCCACAGUGACAACAAGAUGGCCAUUGUAGCUGCAACAAACAGGCCUGAUGCCCUAGAUCCAGCAUUGAGAAGACCAGGUAGAUUUGACAGAGAGGUCAUCAUUGGAGCCCCAACGUUGGCACAGAGGAAAGAAAUUCUAAAACUUCUGACUUCAAACAUGCCCAUCUGUGAUGACGUUGAUGUGUCUUGUCUGGCAGAUAUGACGGUCGGAUACGUUGGAGCUGACCUCACAGCACUCUGCAGAGAGGCUGCUAUGCUUGCUGUGCUACACUGCCAUCAGGAUUGCGAAAACGACAGGAUCAGCAAAGUACAUUUUUAUGAAGCAUUUAAAAAAAUCCGUCCUUCUUCCGCUCGGAGUUCUAUUGGGCAGGUAGAAUUUAAACCGGUUUACUGGGAAGAAAUUGGUGGACUUGAUGACCUCAAAGUAUUGUUGAAACAGAGCAUUGAAUGGCCUUUGAAAUACCCUGAUGCGUUUACCCGAAUGGGGCUAACAUUGCCUAAAGGAGUGCUACUUUAUGGACCACCAGGAUGUGCCAAAACCACGCUGGUGAAAGCUGUGGCCACUAGCUGUCAUUGCUCUUUCCUUUCCGUCAGCGGUGCUGAUCUUUUCUCGCCAUACGUUGGAGACUCGGAAAAGAUUUUAGCGCAGGUGUUUAAGAAAGCAAGAGCUAGCACUCCAGCCAUUGUAUUCCUUGAUGAGAUUGAUGCCAUUGUGGGGUCACGUUCGUCCAGCGGUUCUGGCUCCGGUGUCCAGGAAAGAAUUUUGUCUGUUCUGCUUAAUGAGUUGGACGGUAUUGGAUUAAAGACCACUGAACGUAGGGGCACUAAAGUACUGCUGGAAGGCACUGGAAACUGCCACGAUGAUAAGCUGGAGUUUGAGGAGGUUAUAAACAAUUCCGUGAUGAUUGUGGCUGCAACAAACAGGCCAGACGUUUUAGACGAUGCUUUGAUGCGCCCUGGCAGAUUGGACAAAUUACUGUACGUUCCACCACCAGAUAAAAAGGCACGUUUAUCAAUCCUGAAAAUCUGCACAGCUAAGAUCCCAUUAGAUCCUGAUGUGUGCCUAGAAAUCCUGGCAGCGGAGACUCCUUUAUUCUCUGGAGCAGACCUUUGCAAUCUCUGUAAAGAGGCUGCCCUGUUGUCAUUACAUAUGAAUGGACUACAGGCAACGUCAGUGAAAAUGGAGCAUUUCCAAAAAUCUCUACAAUGUGUGAAACCAUCGCUCACUGCCAGUGACCUAAAAGUCUAUGAAAAGCUAUCUGGAUAUACUGUAAAAGGGUGAACUCUGCCUGUUUAUUAGAUAGAUGUAUUGCACUUACAGAAGAAGCUGUAAAAUUAGAAAUAUCAGUUUUCAGUCUUACGAAGGAUACAGUUGUAUAGUUUUAUUAUUGAACUAUGAUGAGGAAUAAUACAGGUACUUAGGCAACCAAGUAUCUGGUAGAGCAUGUGAUAAUAGGAAAUGUGUGGCAACCCCUUACUCGCGUUUCUUGCUUUACAACAGGUUAUUUUCCCAUUUCAAAUACACCGCUGCCUCAAGGGGCAAUAUGGCUUGUGUCUGUAUAUGAUAUGUACAGAAAUAACUUAAAUCAAUUAUAUAAGAAACAUACAGAAUAUGUGCAUGCAACUUGCCUAGAUAAAACCCGGGAGUUCACCAUCAUUGCAAAACAUGCAGCAUGCUGUGUGAUCCUGUCCUAACUAUGGGGAUGUUAUGUCAUGUACGUAUGUGAAUAUAUAGGCAUUGAAGCUUCAGUCACAUUGAUACA